CCAAUAUCCAAAGAGUCUGUCAUUUCUUCUUUAACAUGGCAACUGCUAAGACCAUCACAUUCGUUUCCUUUAUCUUAUUUAUCUCUCUUGCUCUCCACGCUUUUGCAGAGCAAAGCGCAUUAGGUCCUCACUGUGGCUCAAACCCUCCGACUUUAAACGCAAGCAGCGGAGCAGGGCAUGUUGAGAAGCUUGGUGGUUUAGACUCCUAUGUCACUGGCUUUCCCAUCUCCAAGCAUGCGGUUAUUCUUGUAUCAGAUGUUUAUGGAUAUCAAGCUCCAAACUUGAGGAAGCUGGCUGACAAGAUUGCGGCUGCUGGAUUCUUCGUGGCUGUUCCGGACUUCUUCCACGGAGAACCUUACGAUCCCAACAAUACUAGCAGGCCAAAAGACGCUUGGUUAAAUGAUCAUCGACCGGAAAAGGGAUUUGAAGAAGCGAAACCGCUAAUCAAAGACUUAAAAAGUAAAGGGUUUUCUGCAAUAGGUGUUGCUGGCUUUUGUUGGGGUGCCAAGGUUGCAAUUGAACUUGCAAAGCUCAAAAACUUUGUCCAGGCUACCGCGAUCUUACAUCCUUCCUUCGUCACUUUAGAUGAUAUCAAAGAGGUCAAGGUUCCACUAGGCGUAUUUGGAGCUGAGCUUGACAAGCAAUAUCCGCGGGAGCUUGUGAAUCAGUUUGAGGAGGUCUUACGUGCAAACAAGAUCGAUCACUUCGUGAAGAUUUAUCAAGGAGUCAAGCAUGGUUUUACAUUAAGGUAUGAUGUUCAAGACGAUCUGGCUCGUAAGCGCGCAAAGGAGGCUCACAAGGACUUGUUGAAUUGGUUCACCAAGAAUGUUAAGUGAAGGCCUUCAUAACGAACUGGUACCUUAAUUUUACAAAUUGUUACCCAAGAGAAGCACAAAGUGUGAGUGUCAUAGAAAGCUUCCUCUUCCACCAUUGUUUUUGAGUAAAUAACUCGACUUUCUAUGUCCCUUAGUUUUGUUUGAAAGACAUGGGCAUUGUUUAAGAGUUUCAAGUAGACAUAUGUGUGAUUAGCAACAACAAAAAA
Molecule: messenger RNA, 1042 nt
Organism: Morus notabilis
Lineage: Eukaryota; Viridiplantae; Streptophyta; Magnoliopsida; Rosales; Moraceae
Product: endo-1,3;1,4-beta-D-glucanase
Exons: 8
Coding region: 36-836 (266 amino acids)
Molecular function (GO): hydrolase activity
Source: RefSeq, a predicted model, not a curated record